CUGGCGGAAUGUGUGAGGCGGGCUCUGUGUGUGAGAGAGAGAGAGAGAGAGAGAGAGAGAGAGAGAGAGACCCAGGUGGUGGGACAACGUCCACAGACCGCCAGUCCUUAUCUCCACUAUUAUAACACAUCAGCAUUAGGCUGCUGCUGAGCCAUUUUGGACAGACCGAGGGCCGGCGGGUUGACUGUGACGCUCGGCUUCUCUCUCUCUCUGACAGAAGAAGAAGAAGAAGAGGAAGAAGAAGAAGAAGACGCGGAAGUUGUUGAUUAUGGCUUCUUCUCUUUUGCAGAAGUUCACAAUGAAGAGCAGCGUGUUGCUGCUGCUGCUGCUGCUGCUGCUCACAGCUUUCACCUGUGGAGAAGACAACACAGCCGAGGAGCUUCAGGUGGAGACCCUGGUGAAACCAGAAACUUGCUCUGUACUUUCCACAAUGGGAGACACGCUGCAGAUCCACUACACGGGGAAGCUGAUGGAUGGAAAGGUGAUCGACUCGUCUCUGUCCCGGGACCCUCUUGUUGUCGAGCUGGGGAAGAGGACAGUUAUUCCCGGUCUGGAACAAAGCCUUGUCGGCGUGUGUGAAGGGCAAAAAAUCAAGACCACUAUUCCACCUCACCUUGCGUAUGGAAAGAAAGGUUACCCUCCUACAAUCCCAGGUGAUGCUGUUCUUGAGUUCGAGGUGGAGGUGAUUUCUCUAACGCAGCAGACGCCGUGGCAGAAAAUGAUCAAUGACGUGUUCCCCCUGGUGUGUCUGUUCCUGGUGCCCACUCUGCUCGGCCUGGUGGGACUUUACCUCUACCAGAAGGCCAACGCCCAGAAGCCCGGCAAGAAGAAGGCCAAGGACAAGAAGAUGAAGAAGAAAUGAGGACGAGGCACAGAACUAUUUAAAUAAAUUUUUUAAAUUGUA
Messenger RNA from Hippoglossus stenolepis (Pacific halibut), 904 nucleotides. RefSeq names its product FKBP prolyl isomerase 11 (gene fkbp11). The record is from RefSeq and is a predicted model, not a curated record. Bases 269 to 862 code for a protein of 197 amino acids. The transcript is spliced from 6 exons. Lineage: Eukaryota; Metazoa; Chordata; Actinopteri; Pleuronectiformes; Pleuronectidae. Gene Ontology annotation, biological process: protein peptidyl-prolyl isomerization. Gene Ontology annotation, molecular function: peptidyl-prolyl cis-trans isomerase activity.